AUGGAGGAUGGAGGAUGUUAUUAUCAGUGGCCUGAGUGUGAAAACCUCGCUCCUAUAUUUACAUUUCUCCUGGAGGGGAGAACUAGCUCGGAUCACACAGACGACCCUCAGAGUCUUCAGGAGCUGAUUGAGGAGAACCUUCUGCAGACCCUCCCCUCGUCCCCCGUGUCCCCCCUAUCUCGUCAGCGCUGGCCUCAUCCGGGACUGCUGCCUCAGCCAGACCCUCACAAGGAUCCAGCUCCAUUCAUUCUGGACAUCAGGAACUUCCCCGAACUGGCCAAUGCAGACAUGAGCUCUCAAAACCCCAACAUACAGGUCACUAUCGAAGUGGUGGAUGACACUCAGCCGCAGACCGAGGUGGAGAUGGACUUGGCCAAAGAAGGCCAAAGAAACGACUGGUCCCCGUCAUCGUCAGAGUGGGCAAAUAGCCACCGGAAGUUGUUCUGGCCUCUGUUCUGGGAGUAUCCUGAGCACAUAGACAACGGUCUGGAUGGACCCGACAGUGCGGAGGACCAGGGCUUUGACCCAGAGGAGUCCAUGCUCAGUGGAGUCGGAGGAGACUGGGGAAGCAACUGGAACAAGGAGUGGAGAGAUAACUACGAGUUCGAGGAGGAGUGGAGUGGCUGGGCCCCCUGCAGUGUGAGCUGUGGUCAGGGCUCCCAGAAGAGGACCCGGUCGUGUGGUUACGCCUGUGUGGCCACCGAGUCCAGGAGCUGUGAGCUGAGCAGCUGCACAGUCACUGUGAUGCCAGCCACCGACACAACUCCACUCCACACUACUAACAGCACCGAGUCCCUGGACACGAACGUGGACAGCUGCGAGAAGUGGUUGAGCUGCAAGAAUGACUUCCUGCAGAAAUACCUCCACCAGGUUCUCACUGAGUUACCCAGCUGCCCCUGUGCCUACCCCUCUGAGGCCGUGUACUCCGCGGUCAACAUCCAGGACCACAAACUGCGCAAGACGUUCCGAUGGCGCGAUGCGAGUGCACCCAAAGAGCGGCUGGACAUCUACAAGACCAGCGCGCGUUUUUGCAUCCGCUCCAUGCUUUCCUAUGACAGCACCACACUUGCGGCCCAACACUGCUGCUAUGAUGCACAAAUGAGGCUUAUCACGAGGGGAAAAGGGGCUGGGUCUCCCAAUUUGAUAAGCACUGAGUUUUCGCCGGAGUUACAUUACAAAGUGGACAUCCUGCCAUGGAUUUUGUGCAAAGGAGACUGGAGCAGGUUUCAGUUGGUACGGCCGCCGAACAAUGGGCUGGAGUGCACGCAAAACCCCAGUGAAGACGUGUUUCAGAUUGAGCUACAAGAGGCAAAAGAGUAUUGA
Molecule: messenger RNA, 1323 nt
Organism: Knipowitschia caucasica
Lineage: Eukaryota; Metazoa; Chordata; Actinopteri; Gobiiformes; Gobiidae
Source: the annotation of a GenBank genome assembly